AAUCCAAAAACCAAAAAUCGCAGUAAUCGAAGUAAAAUCAGAAGAAAAAAACGUUUGAAAAUGGCGUCUUGGUGUGCUAUGAAACCGUUCCAUGUCCCGGCAAUGAAGGCAGCUCGCGCCGCUCCUUUAGCUAUUGGCUGCGCUUCAAUCGUCGGCUCAACUCUAUGGCGCACUUCGAGCCGAUCUUUUGCUCCGUUCGCUUCACUGACCACUGCUUCUUCUUCUACUACUUCUGUAAAGGAGGCCGUUAAAUGUGAUAAGGCACCAGCAGCAUUGGGGCCAUAUUCUCAAGCAAUUAAAGUGAACAACCUUGUAUUUGUCUCUGGUGUUCUGGGUCUUAUUCCAGAGACUGGAAAGUUUGUAUCCGAUAGUGUUGAGGAGCAGACAGAACAGUUGCUAAAAAAUAUGGGUGAAAUACUAAAAACUAGUGGCGCUGACUAUUCUUCUGUUGUCAAAACUACAAUUAUGUUGGCUGACUUGAAGGAUUUCAAAAAAGUGAAUGAAAUCUAUGCAAAAUACUUUCCUUCCCCAUUUCCAGCUCGUUCAACAUAUCAGGUAGCAGCAUUGCCAAUGGACGCGAGGAUCGAAAUCGAGUGCAUUGCUCAACUUCCCUGAAAAUCUGAUCUCCAGGCUCAUUUAGAAACUUAGUUAGCUACCUUGAGAAAGUGAUUUAAGUUAAUAAUAAAAGUGGGAUGAAACAAUACCACAAAACUGUGUUUUCACUCUUUCGGAUGUUGCUUGUAUAAUGUGAAACUAUUGUCAAGUAGUAGACAUUAUUUUGGAGCUAGAGGAUGGCGAUUAGGGACUCAGAAGUGGAUGAGAACUAUCGAGGAGUUAACGAAGUUGUAUGAGAAUUUUAUGUUGUAAUUGAUAAACAUUGAGGUGUUACUUGCCUAUGGUAAUGGAAAUCCAAAUUUCCUUGCGUA
This is a messenger RNA of Mercurialis annua (annual mercury), 926 nucleotides long. RefSeq names its product reactive Intermediate Deaminase A, chloroplastic. The record is from RefSeq and is a predicted model, not a curated record. Lineage: Eukaryota; Viridiplantae; Streptophyta; Magnoliopsida; Malpighiales; Euphorbiaceae. The coding region runs from base 61 to 615 and encodes 184 amino acids. Gene Ontology annotation, cellular component: cytosol. The transcript has 6 exons. Gene Ontology annotation, molecular function: deaminase activity.